AUGCCUUUGACAAAGCUAACAAGAAAGGGUUUAAAGUUCGUGAGGGAUGCCAAUUGUGAAGAAAAUUUCAAAGAACUUAAGCCAAGAUUGACUACGACGCCUGUUCUCGUUGUGCCUAAUAGUGAUGAACUGUUUGUGGUAUUCACUGAUGCCUCUAGUACUAGUUUAGGUGGAGUUCUCAUGCCAAAUGACAAGGUUGUUGCCUAUGCUUCACGCCAAUUGAAGCCACAUGAGAAGGACUAUCCCACACAAGAUUUGGAACUUGUAGCAAUGAUUUUUUCCUUGAAAAUUUGGAGAUCAAAUGUGGUCGCUGAUGCAUUAAGUAGAAAACCUCAUGGUACUUUGGCUUGUUUGGCUCUUGAGGAGUGGAAAAGAACGAUCACGGUUAAGCAAUGUCAGUGGCAAGAUGAGAAAUUGAGACUUAUCUGGAAUCAAAUCCAAAAUGGUGAGCAGUUAGAUGGAUGGACAGUAAAUGUUGAAGGACUCUUAUACCAUAAGGGAAGAUUAGUCGUUGCAAAUAUCCCUGAUCUUAGAGAGUCUAUUAUGAUUGAGGCCCAUAGGUCUAAGUUUGUUGUACAUCCUGGAAGCACAAAGAUGUACCAAGAUUUGGAAAGACAAUAUUGGUGGGAAGGUAUGAAGAGAGACGCGACUAACUUUGUAGCUAAGUGUAUGGUUUGCCAACAGGUUAAAGCUAAGCACCAGAGACCUUCGGGGUUGCUUCAACCUUUACCUAUACCAGAAUGGAAGUGGGACGAGAUCACGAUGGACUUUGGGAUGGGAUUACCAUUAACACCAUUAAAACAUGACACUGUUCGGUUGAUUGUCGAUCGUUUGACCAAAUCUGCUCAUUUCAUUCCAAUUAGGAAGGAUUGUAAGGUUUCUAAACUAGCUCGAAUUUAUGUGGGUAAUAUACUUCGACUGCAUGGGUUGCCUUCCAGCAUUGUUUCAUAG
Humulus lupulus (European hop) is the source of this 951-nucleotide messenger RNA. RefSeq lists its product as uncharacterized. The coding region runs from base 1 to 951 and encodes 316 amino acids. The record is from RefSeq and is a predicted model, not a curated record. Lineage: Eukaryota; Viridiplantae; Streptophyta; Magnoliopsida; Rosales; Cannabaceae. Gene Ontology annotation, molecular function: nucleic acid binding. The transcript is spliced from 3 exons.